Molecule: messenger RNA, 7379 nt
Organism: Dendroctonus ponderosae (mountain pine beetle)
Lineage: Eukaryota; Metazoa; Arthropoda; Insecta; Coleoptera; Curculionidae
Product: cadherin-89D
Exons: 30
Coding region: 218-5887 (1889 amino acids)
Biological process (GO): homophilic cell-cell adhesion
Cellular component (GO): plasma membrane
Molecular function (GO): calcium ion binding
Source: RefSeq, a predicted model, not a curated record
ACUUGAGCGCUAAAGCACGUGCUGAGACGGUGCGGUGCGCGUUCUUUGCCGAUUAUUUUUUUUGUUUAUCUCCGAAGUGCGGACUGAACUUUGCCAAUUGCUGUGAAUGUGGAAAAGUGCCAGCAGACUUUUUGGAUGCAGUUUCUCGAAACUGAGGAAUGACCAGCAGCCAGCUUCAAUCUAAUCGACAAGGCGCAAAUCAAAUGAAGCCGAAAUAAUGGAUUCGCUCAAGAAACUGGUGAUUCUGCUUGUUUUGAAUCAUGCCACAUUUGGUUGCCAGUUUUACCCACAAGGGGAGUAUCUGCGAUUUGUGCGCGUUCCUGAGAACUUGAAGGUGGGCGACGAAGUACUCAGGGUGGAAGUCCAUCCCAGAAAUGGCCUCAACUUGCUGCCAGUGGACAAGAAUGAAGAUGUGAACUAUUUCACCUAUCGGGACUUGAACAAAACGACCGUGGCCGUUCUUCUGGCCAAAUCCCUGGAAGACUUGGUGGACCGGCACACGCCAAGAAACGUGCUCAAGUUCAAACUCAGCUGCGAUUUCCAUGAUGGCGAGGACACAAUAACUUCCUCCUUAUCCAUCACCGUCUAUGUCGAAGACAUCAACGAUCACUCUCCAGUCUUUAUCGGGGCGCCGUAUCAAGUCGAAGUCGAUGAGCUCUUUCCCGUUGGUUUGACCCUGUUUAGGGGUAUCAGGGCAAUCGACCAGGACAAACCAAACACCCCGAAUUCGGAUGUGCAAUUUGCAAUCAUCGCCGGCAACGAGCGAGGCAAAUUCGCGCUGGAAAGCAGCCAACAGCCUGACGUUCUUUUGCGCAAAAGUCUGGACUUUGAUGCGGGAGACCGCGACUUUCUACUCACAGUUGCAGCCACCGAUCGUGGAUCGCCGUCCAAAAGCUCCAACGCCACCAUUCGGAUCAAAAUCAGCGACAAUGACGACCUGCCGCCCAAAUUCACCAAGGGCGUCUACAGGACGAGGAUCCACGAAUUCUACCCCAUCACCGGCGCCAAAAUCCACGAAAUGCUCACUUUCCAACCGGCGAUCUUCGCCUUCGAUCAAGACUUUGCCAUCGAUACGCCCAUUCGAUACGACAUAAUCGCGGGCAAUGAGCGCCAUCUCUUCUACCUAGAUCACGUCAAUGCCUCCCUGUUUCUGGAGCGGGAAAUCGAUCUGGAUGGCGAACGCUCCCUGCCAGGGAACACGUUUGUUCUGCAAAUACAGGCCUCUCAAGUGGACAAUCCGUUGAAAACCGGGCUGGCACGCGCGGAGAUCGAAGUCAUCGAUCUCAACGACAAUUUGCCGGAGUUUGAAGUAGACUUUUACAACAUCAGCAUAGUAGAGAACUUGCCCAAUGGCUUCAGUGUGUUGCAAAUCAUGGCCACUGAUCAGGAUCAGGGCGACAAUGCGGACUUCUCCUACCAGCUGGACGAUAAGAGCGGCGCCUUCAGUCUGGAUGCGCGCUCUGGAUGGCUGACGGUGAGGAACCAAACCGUGCUGGACAGAGAGCAACGGGCCGCCAUCCAGAUGAAAGUGUCCGCCAAGGAAAAGGUUCCCAAUGUCGUGACCAAUGAGGGCGAGUCUUCGGUUAGUAUCGAAGUCACCCUGUUGGACGCCAACGACAACAACCCGACAUUCAUCCCCACCAACCUCUACGACUUCACGACAACCACCAAGGCCAGAAAGGGCGCAGUCGUCGGACAAAUCCAUGCAAUUGACCCAGACCUGGCCAGGAACGGCAUGGUUUUAUACGCCCUGCAAAGCGGCUCCAACAACACCGACUUCUUCAGCGUGGAGCCGAAGUCUGGAAAAAUCCUGGUCGCCAAUAGCUCGCUGCUUUCGGGCAAACAUUUGCUUUUCAUCGAGGCCGCGGACCAACCAGUCAACCCCAGCGAGCGCCGAACUUCGCUGGCUGUUGUUACCAUCGAUGUGAAAAGCUACAAAGGUGACAACGACUAUCCAGAGUUCAUUGGGGCGCCCUACGAGUUCUGGGUGGGCGCAAACGUGGGCAUUGGCACCAGUAUUGGUCAGCUGCGCGUCACCGAUAUGCCCGAUAGGAGUCAGCUUUCCUUCGACCUGCUCCACAGCUACCACGAAGGGGUGCCUUUUGCUGUAGAGGAAAAAUCCGGGGUGCUCACAGUGGUGGACGAGCUGAAGAAGUUCACGCGACUAAACUACGACUUUGAGGGCGUGGCCAGCAAUGAGAGGGACGUCUCCUUGAUCACCAACGUCACUCUUCAUGUGGUGGAUCCGAAGGACGAAAAGACCAUCCUGAUGAGGACCGGGAACGCCCCCAUCGAGUUCCACGUGAAGGAAAACCAACCGAACAUCCUGAUUGGGAAGCUGGGCUUCAAAAACAACCAGACCAGCAGCGUGAAGUUUUCCAUCGCAAAUCAAAAGGACGUUACCGAUAUGAUCGCGAUCACCUCCGAUGGAACCCUUCACACGCUGCAGUCUCUUGACCGCGAAUCCAGGGAUGUCUAUCGACUCACUGUUAUUGCAGAGUAUCAUAAAGGAAGCGCCCUGGGAUCAGGAAUCUACCAGGUGACCAUCAUAGUGGACGACGAGAACGACAACAAGCCCCUUUUCGAGCGAAGCAGCUACGAGGGCAAGAUCCAGGAGAACUGCAAGUCUGGCACUGAGGUCGACCUGAACUUCCCCAUCCAUGUAACGGACAAGGACAGUGGAGACAAUGGCCAGUUCACGGUCACAAUCUUCGGGAGCGGCAGCGAAAUCUUCCGCCUGGACAAAAACACGGGAAAAAUUAAAUUCAUCAGCUCCAGCGCGCCUCUGGAUCGCGAAACUACCAGCGCCUACAACCUGAGGCUGGUGGCCAAAGACAAAGGAGGACUCCACAGCGAGGCCAAGUUGACCAUUCAAGUGGAGGACGAGAACGACAAUGCGCCCUCUUUCAACGAAAUCGACGUCUACACUGGAAGGGGCCUGAAAGUUCUGGAAUACGAUCGCGACUCCAACCGGGUGACUCACUUUGAGGAACAACCAGGCAACGACACCACCAGGCUCGUUCUGACUCAAACGUAUCUUCGGGCAAAGAAGCCGCGGCAGAAAUCCUCCCCAGUGAUAUCUGUGCCAGAGGACGUGGGAAUUGGCAGCGCCAUUCUGAAAGUGCUGGCGCUUGAUCGCGAUUCCGCAGAAAACGCUGUAGUUAAAUACGAAGUCGUCUCGGAAACCUUUGUGCCCAGUCAGCGCUCUUCAGAGCCCUUCCAUCUGAUCCAGUACUUCAUGCUGCAUCCCAGUAGCGGUGAGCUUUCCGUAGCUAGAUCGCUGCCUCCUGAGUCGGACUUCCUCCUGAACAUCUCCGCAACCGACAAAGGCCUGCUCAGGGACCAUUUGCAGGUGAAACUGCGAGUGAAAGACGUCAACGACCAUCCGCCAGUCUUCAAGAAGUCCUGGUACAACUUCGACACGGAGGAAGCUGCAUAUAGCAGAAAGAUUUUGGGAAAGAUCGAAGCAAUGGAUGCAGACCAUGGCGCCAAUGCCAAUGUCUCCUAUUGGAUCCAAGCGAAGAAUUCCUCAGGGGUGCCUUUCACCGUUGGGGCCUAUUCUGGCCUGUUGAGCGUUAAUGGGCUUCUGGAUAGGGAGGCCAAGGAUAAGUACUCCUUUGUGGUGCUGGCCAAGGACAAUCCCGCUGAAGGAAAGGCACUGAGCAGCUCGGUUAACGUAGAAGUCAAUGUGCUGGAUAUUAACGAUAAUCCCCCAGUUUUUUAUGGAUACGAUGAUCUAGUGACUAACAACGAAGCCAACAUCUACACCAAUCACUUCUACCAGGCUAAGAUUCCGGUCUAUUAUGCGGCCACUUCGGAAAACAGCCCCAUAGGCUCCCCCGUCACCAGAGUGUUUGCCAACGACUCCGAUUUUUCUGGAAACGGCAACGGCCUGAUCCUGUUCGAUAUCCCCUUCCGCAAGGGGAGCGCCAGCCUGUUCUCCAUUGACUCGAAAGAGGGCAUUGUAACCACCAUAGGGAAGCUGGACUAUGAAACAGCUCGUACCCACAAUGUCAGCAUUGUGGCUUCGGAUUUGGGCUCUCCAAGUCUCAGCUCCACAGCUUUGCUUAUGAUCAAUGUUAUUGAUGUUCCCGAAGACAUCACGUCACCCGAAAGUCCCGUUUUCGCCCAUCGCUACUACGAAGUGGAAGUGGAGGAAAACGUGCCGGUUCCCUUGCAGAUCCUCGCAUUGAACGUGACCGAGCGCUACAAGGCGCACAAGCUGCGCUUCAGCAUCGUGGCCGAAAAGAACAGCGACAUCAAGCGCAUGUUCGACAUUGAUUCCAGAAACGGCACCCUGUUCAUGAUCAAGAGUCCGGAUCGCGAGAAAAAGGCGCUGUAUGAGCUGGUGGUUCGGCUGGAUCAGUACAAGGUGGGCAGGGACAUGACCGUGGUGGUUUACCCGGUUACAAAUGAGCGACUGGGAAAUCUCGGUUUGAACGAAGUGAAAGUCGUCGUGAGAAUAACGGACUUGAAUGAUAAUGCCCCCAAGUUUAUGUCCACCGGGCGUCCCAUUGUGGCCGCCAUUCCUGCUACUGCAGGUUACAGUUACGAAGUGAUGCGUCUGCAGGCCGUUGAUCCAGAUUUGGGGAUAAAUGGGGAAAUUCGGUUCCAAAUCCUCAGCAGAAGCGAGGAGGCGAAUCGACGGUUUGCCAUUGAUCCGAUCACUGGCCAAAUCAGGGCUAUCGCCAACUUCAACAAAGAUGCUGGAAAAGUGUUUGGUUUCGAUGUGAAAGCCACCGAUAAGUCUGGAGCGGAUGAUGGGCAGAGCUCGAUUGCCAACGUCCUGGUUUACGUGCUGGAUGAGCAGAAGCAGGUGGUGAUGGUGAUGGGGCUGAAGCCUACCGAAGUGGAAAGGACCAUCACUAACAUAACCACGGCUUUGCAGAACGCGACCGGCUAUGACGUUCGCAUCCGGAAGCUGGAGCCGCACAGCGACAGGAACCAUCUGGAUCAUACUGCGACUGAUAUGUAUCUGUAUGCUGUGGACCCGGCGCUGAACACUGUCCUGGAUAUGACGCAGCUCGAAAAAAUUCUCCAGAAAAAGCAGCUAGCAAUCGAGCGGCAGCUGGAAGGGCCGAAAGUGCUAUCGUUCUCCAGCGGCGCCUCCGAAAGACACUACACUCGAACCCCCAAGCUCAUCCUCUCCUCCAUAGAGAUCGGGGCCAUUAUCCUAGGAGGAAUAGUGCUGGUCGGAGCCCUAAUCACAUCCAUUUGCGUCGUUUGCAUCAAAAAGAAAAAGCGAAGGCUGGAGAGAUACACGUCCCACUUGCGGUAUGGCCUGAGCUCUUCCAAGGUGGGACUAUACCCGCCCAGCUAUGGCGACCCGAUGCGAUAUCCCGUAGGAUCGGAUCCUACUUCAGUGGACAUGCCGAUGGAGUUCACUCCAUCUCGCCAUGAUGUUUCCUGUCCCAGAUACACCGGCUCCCGGCUGGGGGGAUAUCGGGAAAAGUCGCGCAAUUCCAUGGGCCUGGAAAAAUCCAUCACCAGCCUCCAUUCCAGUGGCCACGACUCAGGAAUUGCAGACGGCACGAUGGUGCAUUCGUGUCAGUGCGGACACAGCAGCAGCAGGAGUUCGGGCGAAGAGAGCAGCAACAGCUACGAGGACUCGCUCCAAUCGUUGCCAAACAGCCGCAAACUUCGCGAUCCCACACCGGCCAUGCAUCACCACAUCGCUCUGGGGCCAGGUUUGAAUCCAACCAUGCAGCAACAGCGCCGAUCCAGGAACCGGUCCAUAACUGAGGACAUUAUGGAUGCGGGCGGAUUGCGCCAGCUCCAAACCAUGGGAGGACUCAGUCCGGGACCUUCAGGGAUUUUCGUUAAUGGGCCUUCGGCUUUGAGACGGUCCACUGAACGACUGAUGAUGGGGGGCCACAUGCACGCCUGAAACGCGCCGUUUUGUAAAUAACAUGUAAAAUGACUGUAUAUAGUUGAUGUCGAGUUAGUUACCAAUGAGCAAAGUUAAGGGGGGACAUGGCAGGAUUUUGAACUUUUGCAAUUGAUCUGGAGUUUGUUUAAUUGGGAAUUUAGGUGAAGCUGAUCCGCAUUUUCUAUCUAACUUGCUCCUGUUCAGGCCCCCUUACGAUGACUAAUUAAUUGGCGCGCAAUAAGCGAGGACAAGUAGGAUUAAGUCUCUUUGUACAAAGCAAACAAUGCCUGGACUAGAUCGGCCUACUCAGUGCAAUACUAAUAACCUUAAGUACCGAUAAACCAAUAAUGUUAUCGGAAGUAAAUAAAGCUCGUUGCAAAAAAUUGAUCGUAAAGUGGAUAAAAGCCGCCAUCGAGCCUCAAGUUGAGUGCGUUUAAGUGCUGUGUUUUCCAGCAAAAUGUGUCCCAACGCACUGUGUGCAGUUCUAGUGGUUUUCUGCUUAAUCGCAUCCAUCAAUCACCCGGUUUUAGCGCUAAACGAUACCAAUCCAGACGAGCAUGCUGCUAAAGCCAAUUACUCGGUACGGGUUAUGAAUAGCCAGGUGCCUAACGAUCAGUACCUGUAUGAGGCAGUAGGGAUGCUCCAGGUGGCUUUGGAGGUUGAGGAUGAUUUUGGGAGGGCCUUUCCCAGGUUUCUGCGAGCGUUCCAGGCGAACCACCAGAACCAAGAGUGGAAGCUGGCCGGCGGCUGCAACCUGAUGCUGCUCUCCAACCAGACCACGUAUAUUCAGCUGGAGGAGGUUCUUAGCAACACUGUAGUGAAUAUUUUUGUUUGAAUCGGUUGAAUACACUCCAUGCUUCUGAAGACCGAAGUUUUGAUCAAAUUGAAGGACCCUUAAGGUGCGCCGGAGAUAUAAAUUUGGAACCGAUUCGUUCGGCGAUUUAUUAAUCAUCUAGAUGAUGAUGAUUCGCAGUGGGUUUUCGGUGGUAAGUUUCGUGUUCUUUGCCCUGGUGCUCUGCACCAGGGCAGAUAAGGUUAAUGGGGAAACGCACUCCAUUAAACCAACGGCCGUUAAAGCAGCGAAAACACUCCAGCCCCUGGCUCCUUACUCCACAUAUUCGGUGCAUGCGGUAAGCAGCAACGUUCCCAAUGCUCUUUACACCUAUACGGCCGUGGGAAUGCUUCAGGUCUGCUUGGACGAAGAACUCACUUUCAGUCGCGCAUUAGCGAAGUUCCUACAGAACUUCCAAGCCCAGUUCACUGCGGAAAAAUGGAACCUUUCCAGUGGAUGCAAUGUUAUAAUGCUUGCGGACAAUGCCACUUAUAUUGAGCUGCUUGAGGACACCACUAACACUCAAGUGACUAUUUUUGACUAAUCUUGCGAGUUUAGUUGGGAAGCUUCCAAAUAGAGUACUUCAAGCUGAGUGAUCAACCCACUUAACGCGUCUGUUAAAUGUACCUAUUAAUAACUUAAAUUGUUGCUAAAUUUUAAUAAAAUUCAUGUUCUGUG